AAAAGAAAAGAAAAGAAAACUCACUCGAAACUCUCCUCCCCCUCUCUCUAAUUAAAAACCCUAACUCACACACUCUCUCUAAAAUCCCCAAAUCUCUUAUCCAUUUUUUUUUCCUUUUUUUACAUCUUUGAUUCGUGCUUUUCAGGCAGAGAGAGAGACGACAUAAGCAAUGGCGUCGACGGAUAGAGAGCUCGAGCAACAACUUCUGGAAGCUGGCAAUAGGCUUGUUGACCCUCCUCCUGCGGUCGAUGAGCUUAUUGCUCUUCUCGAUCAAGUAGAAAACUGUCUGUCAAGAGUGGAGCAGUCCCCUUCAAGAGCGAUGCAAGAUGCUCUUGCCCCAUCACUGAAAGCGUUGGUUGCAGAUCAACUAUUUAAGCAUUUGAAUGUUGAUGUGAGAGUUGCAGUUGCCUCUUGCAUUAGUGAAAUAACCAGAAUAACUGCACCAGAUGCGCCUUAUGAUGAUGAGCAGAUGAAGGAUGUUUUUCAGCUGAUUGUAUCAUGCUUUGAAAAUCUAGCUGAUAGGUCUAGUCCGUCAUAUGGUAAAAGGACUGCAGUUCUUGAAACUGUUGCAAAGGUUAGGUCAUGUGUGGUGAUGCUGGAUCUUGAAUGCGAUGCCUUGAUAAUUGAGAUGUUCCAGCAUUUCCUCAAUGCUGUAAGGGAUUAUCACCCAGAGAAUGUCAUUACAGCUAUGGAAACCAUUAUGACCCUUGUUUUAGAAGAAAGUGAAGAUAUCUCUCCAGAACUUCUUUCUCCCCUUUUAGCUAGUGUGAAAAGGGGCAACGAGGAAGUUCUACCUGUUGCUCGUAGGUUGGGAGAGAGAGUACUUGAAAGUUGUGCUGCUAAGGUUAAACCUUACUUGCAACAGGCUGUGAAUUCUUUGGGUGCUUCCUUAGAUGAAUACAGUGACAUUGUUGCUUCCAUAUGCCAAGAGAUAUCUGGUACUGUCGAGCAAAGUGAUGCACAUGCUGCUGAUGAAAAUAAAGUUGAAGAGACCAAGCCAGCUGGAGCAUCAUCAGAUGAUGCUGAUAAAGCAAUAGCAACAGAUGCAGGUUCUUCUAAACAAGCUGAUCGUACAAAUGAUAAAUCUCCCAAGUCAGUUGUAAGCAAUGGUGUUGCACAGACUGGAGAAGAUGACUCUCUGGCAGAUUCCUGUUCUUUAAAGAAGCAGGAGGAUGGCAAUCAAGUUGACCAUUCAAAAAGUAUUGACAUGUCAAGCAAUGCAAACACAGAUGUUCUGGACUCUGAGAAGAUAGUUAAUGAGGAAACCGGACCAGAACAGGCUACCAAGAAGAAAGGGAAGAAAGUUAAUUCAUCUACAAAGUUGACAGAAGCUUCUGAGAGUUCUCAGAGUGGUGCUGAUAAGGAAGCGCAUAAACUGCCAGAUGAUCAAACUCAUAGCAAGGAUGUUCCUAGCUGUCCUCAGGAGGAACCAUCCGUUGAGGCAACUGUGUCUUCUGAAAAUAAAAAAGAGGCAGUUAGUAGUCAGCCUCCCUCUCCCAAGGCACAGGAGGGUGAAUCAAUGAAUGUUGCUUCUCCAUCUGCUAGUGGGAGCAUUCCUGAUGAAAAUCUUUCCAAGAAUUCUGGGCGAACGAAGAAGAAAGAGACGUUGAUAAAAGAUUCUGAACCAUCUGCUGAUGAUGUUCCAAAAAAGACAUCUGAAGGAACUAGUGAUUCUGAAGCAAAGCCAAAUAAACGAUCAGCAAGAAAGGCACCUGCUAAGAUUUCCAAUGAGGAAAAGGCACCACUGACAACAGAUGCGACUAAGAAGGAAACUGGAACAACAAGUGAAUCAGAGGCGAAACCACUGAAGCAGUCAUCUAAGAAGGUAGCUACGAGUGGUAACAAUGGUGAUGGAUCUUCUUUAAAUCAAUCUGAGGAUAAGAAACAGCGCAGUCGUGGAAAAUCCAUUUCAGAUAAAAGUAUGUCAAAAAAUUCAACUAAAGCUGAUGAUAAGGAAAAGGUCUUCUCACCGAAGUCAGCAACAAAAUCAACAAAAGAUGAGCAUCAGUUGGAGGACACCCCCAAGACCGACAAGAAGAGGAAGCGUGGCUCGAGCAAUGAAAAGGGAUCUGAUAACGAUGACUCUAAUGCUGCUCUGGUUGGUUUAAGGGUGAAAGUUUGGUGGCCAAAAGAUCGCCAAUUUUAUGAAGGUGAAAUCAGUGGUUAUGAUCCUGUUAGAAAGAAGCAUAAGGUUACCUACGAUGAUGGGGAUGUAGAAACAUUAACUCUCAAAAAAGAGAAAUGGCAAGUUAUUAAAGAUGACUCUGCGCAAGACGAGGGAGAAGCAGCUGAUCGACAAAGUCUGGAAGUUCCUUCAGAAAUGCCCCUAAAGAAAAAAGUGAAAACAAACUCUGAUCAAUCUAGUAAGCAAGGGAAGGUUGACGCUUCUCCAUUGAGGGGGGGAGGAGCUUCCUCCAGCAAAUCUAAAAAUGCAGCAACAAAAUCUGGACGAAAAUCAAAGGAAGUUAGUAAAACAGAUGGUAAAUCAGUGGACGAGUCAAAAGCUGCUAAGAAAGCAGAGGACGAUAGUGUAGGCAAAACUAAGGAUAACAGCAGUAGAAGUGGAAGUAAAAUUGUUGAUGUUACUCCAAAAACAUCGAGCAAAUCGAAAAAUGAUGAGAGUGCAUCCAAAACUGGCAAGUCGAAAGAGGAUGGCAUGAGAACCCCCAAAACCUCUUCCAAGUCAAAGCAAGAAACCGUGAAGACUGGCAAAUCCAAGCAAGAUACCCCAAAGGCUACCUCUAAUGCCAAGGGUAAAUCUCCAAAGAGUGGGGGCAAAUCUAGUGUUAAUGGCACUGGAAAGUUGAAAUCAGGUUUUUUAAAGGUGAAAGAAACUGAGGAAAAGGAGGAGUCAACAGAUUCCGGUAAACUGCAAGAAAGUAUCAAGAGGAAGUCUAAAGGACAGGGAAGUGAGGUGAAGAGUGGAAAAAAACGCCGAAGAGUUUAAAUUAUACUUGUCAGGUCUAUCUUAACUAGAUUGCUUUCUAUGGAUUAUGGACCCCCAGAACCUCCAGUGCCUUCUGUUGCAGCUUUUUGAUGAUAUAUGAAUGCUCCAUCGACACAGUAAGCCAUUGCUUGUGUAUUUGGUGUCAUCAUUUGACAUAAUUGGUAGGUUUGUGGCUAUAUUAAACAGUUCUAGUCUUAGUUUACAGUGGUUGUAGGGUUAGUUUUGGCUUAUAUUUAUGUCAUUCGAGAGCGACAGUAGAGUACAUUGGGUUAGCUUUGUUAAAUAGUUCUUUUUAUAGAUAAUGUCACAAAUUCAGAGUCUUGCUGUCAGCAAUGUCUUCUACUGAAAUUCUCUACCAAUUGCAAUUUCUUUUCCUUC
Jatropha curcas is the source of this 3325-nucleotide messenger RNA. RefSeq names its product transcriptional regulator. Lineage: Eukaryota; Viridiplantae; Streptophyta; Magnoliopsida; Malpighiales; Euphorbiaceae. Gene Ontology annotation, biological process: DNA repair; mitotic sister chromatid cohesion. The record is from RefSeq and is a predicted model, not a curated record. Gene Ontology annotation, cellular component: nucleus; chromatin.